Propithecus coquereli (Coquerel's sifaka) is the source of this 277-nucleotide messenger RNA. It is a transcript of the gene TMEM273, whose product is annotated as chromosome unknown open reading frame, human C10orf128. NCBI's taxonomy places the organism in Eukaryota, Metazoa, Chordata, Mammalia, Primates, Indriidae. The transcript is spliced from 3 exons. The coding region runs from base 2 to 277 and encodes 91 amino acids. The record is from RefSeq and is a predicted model, not a curated record.
CAUGGGCUCGGGGGCCAGCGUGUUGAGAGCCCUCCUCCUCCUCCUGGAUGUUGGAGGAGCUCAAGUGUUGGCAACUGGCAAGUCUGCCGGGGCUGAAAUUGACAUCAAGUACGCCCUCAUCGGCACCGCGCUGGGCGUCGCCAUCUCUGCCGGCGUCCUGGCCCUGAAGAUCUGCAUGAUCAGGAGACACUUGUUCGAUGACUACUCUUCCGACCUGAGAAGCACACACCAGGCCCCCAACGGUGAGGGGCUGGCCUGGGAAAGCACAGUGUCGUAG